Molecule: messenger RNA, 6485 nt
Organism: Mugil cephalus (flathead mullet)
Lineage: Eukaryota; Metazoa; Chordata; Actinopteri; Mugiliformes; Mugilidae
Gene: cdc42bpb
Product: CDC42 binding protein kinase beta (DMPK-like)
Exons: 38
Coding region: 533-5824 (1763 amino acids)
Biological process (GO): actomyosin structure organization; peptidyl-threonine phosphorylation
Cellular component (GO): cytoplasm; cytoskeleton
Molecular function (GO): protein serine/threonine kinase activity; ATP binding
Source: RefSeq, a predicted model, not a curated record
CAGGAAGUUCGGUUUAGGCUCCUGAGCUUGCUCGGGAUGACCCCGUCCCGGAUCCUGGAUUCAGCCAUAUUCCCACCGAGCACCGAGCGGCGACACCGGCAGCUACAGCUCGAUCCUCCCAAACACCGCCUCUAAUCCCCCGGGAUCCAGCCCAGCCGGACCCGGAGCUCCCGGACGCGGACCAGGACCCGGACCCGGACCCGGACCCGGACUCGGACCGGGACCGAUACAUGGAGCAGCGACGGAAAAGCUGAGAAGUCCGUCCCGACGUCCCCGUUUCCGAGAGGAAAGUCCAGAUUUACCGGAUUAAAGCCGCGGGGCCGCGUCUCGCUCGGUCCUCCAGGAAACGGGUCUACGGUACCGACACAGACUCCCCGACUCCCCGACCCCCGGCCCACCUCGACAUGUCGGGACCGGUCCUCCGGAGCUAACGGGCUAGCCGCGGCUGCUAGCAGGCGGAGCUCGAAGGCAGGAAGCGGAUAAGACCAGGACCCAGCCCCGGUGCCCCUGGUCCCCCCGGUCCCCGGUCAGGAUGUCGGCCCAGGUCCGCCUCAAGGAGCUGGAGGAGCUGCUCCGGGACCCGAAGGAGGCGGGGAACCUGGACCUGGAGGCGCUGCUGGACCUCCUGCUCUGCGUCUACACCGAGUGCUCCACGGGGCCCCUGAGGAGGGAGAAGCACGUCACCGAGUUCCUGCUCUGGGUUAAACCGUUCACUACCAGGGUGAAGGACAUGCGACUGCACAGAGACGACUUUGAGAUGUUGAAGGUGAUUGGACGAGGAGCUUUUGGAGAGGUUGCCGUGGUGAAGAUGAAACACACUGAGAGAGUUUACGCCAUGAAGAUCCUCAAUAAGUGGGAGAUGCUGAAGAGAGCUGAGACGGCGUGUUUCCGUGAGGAGCGUGACGUCCUGGUGAGAGGAGACAGCCAGUGGAUCACAACGCUACAUUACGCCUUCCAGGACGACAACUACCUGUACCUGGUGAUGGACUACUACGUGGGGGGAGACCUCCUGACUCUGCUCAGUAAGUUUGAGGACCGUCUUCCUGAGGACAUGGCCAAGUUCUACGUGGCUGAGAUGGUCCUGGCCAUCCACUCCAUCCACCAGCAGCACUACAUCCACAGGGACAUCAAACCCGACAACGUCCUGCUGGACGUCAACGGACACAUCCGCCUGGCCGACUUCGGCUCCUGUCUCCGCAUGAUGGAGGACGGCACGGUGCAGUCCUCGGUUGCCGUGGGAACCCCAGACUACAUCUCCCCAGAGAUCCUGCAGGCCAUGGAGGACGGGAUGGGCCGGUACGGGCCCGAGUGUGACUGGUGGUCUCUGGGAGUCUGCGUCUACGAGAUGUUGUUUGGAGAAACACCGUUCUACGCCGAGUCCCUGGUGGAGACGUACGGCAAGAUCAUGAACCACCAGGACCGGUUCCAGUUCCCGUCCCAUGUGACUGAUGUCUCUGAGGAUGCCAGAGACCUUGUCCAGCGUCUCCUGUCCCCCAGGGACAUGCGUCUCGGUGUCCACGGUCUCUCUGACUUCCAGAACCACCCGUUCUUCAGAGGCAUCGACUGGGACAACAUCCGGUCCACUGAGGCCCCCUAUGUCCCCGACGUGUCCUCCCCCACUGACACGUCCAACUUCGACGUGGAUGAUGACGUCCUCAAGAACCCGGACAUCAGUCCUCCAGUGUCUCACUCCGGCUUCAUGGGUCAGCACCUCCCCUUCGUGGGCUUCACCUACACCUCAGACCACAGUGGGGGAGCAGGAGCAGGGGGGCAGAGGGAGGAGGACAGGAGGACACGAGGAGGACGGGGACAGGAGGUGGAGGCGUUUGAGAGGAGGAUCCGCCGACUGGAGCAGGAGAAACAGGAGCUGAACAGGAAACUACAAGAGUCCACCCAGGCUCCGUGCGGAGGAGGGACUCUGAGCCGAGAUCAAGAACUGAAGAAGCUGAACGAGGAGAUCGAACGGCUGAAGAAGAAGCUAGCAGACUCUGAUAGGCUGGAGCACCAGCUGGAGGAGGCGGUCACUCUGAGACAGGACUACGAGAGCUCCGCCUCCAAACUGAAGAACCUGGAGAAGCAGGUGAAGACGCUGAGACAGGAGAAGGAUGACGUCCACAAGCAGAUGUCCGACUCCCUGGACCGUCUGAGGACUCAGACCAAGGAGCUGAAGGAGGCGCACUCCCAGAGGAGGACGGCCCUGCAGGAGUUCUCUGAUCUGUCGGAGAAAAUGUCCGAGCUGCGCUCGUCCAAACAGCGUCUGUCCCGUCAGCUCCGGGACAAGGAGGACGAGGUGGACACCCUGCUGCACAAGAUGGACGCCAUGAGACAGGACAUCCGCAAGACGGACAAAAACCGCAGGGAGCUGGAGGCCCAGCUGGAGGAGGCGCGGGCCGAGGCGUUGAAGGAGAGGAAGCUGAGGGAGCACAGCGAGGGUCAGUCCAAGCAGCUGGAGGCGGAGCUUCACAGCCUAAAGUCUCUGCAGGGUCGCGGACCGGCCGCUGGGGGGGCGGAGUUUCAGCAGGAGCUGUCCCGUCUGAAGGCGGAGCUUGACAAAAAGGUCCUGGCCUAUGAGGAGGAGCUCCUGAGGAGAGACUCCGCCCACUCCUCCGAGAUCAAACACCUCCGCAAAGACCUGCAGGACUCUGAGGGGGGGCAGCUCGCCACCAACAAAGAACUGCUCCUGGUCCGGGACCAGCUGGACAAGGCCAAGAGGGACAGACAGGCCGAGUUGGACGAGGUGGUUUCUGUCCUGAAGGACAAACACGAGCGAGAGAAAAACCUCCUGGUGGAGGAGAACCAGAAACUGAGGACAGAGACAGACAAGCUCUGUUCCUUUGUGGACAACCUGACGUCUCAGAACCGGCAGCUGGAGGACGAGCUCCAGGACAUGUCCUCUAAGAAGGACAGCGUGUCCCACUGGGAGGCUCAGAUCGCUGAGAUCAUCCAGUGGGUGAGCGAUGAGAAGGACGCCCGAGGCUACCUCCAGGCCCUGGCGUCCCGGAUGACCGAGGAGCUGGAAACACUGAGGACAUCCAACCUCGGGUCCAGACCUCUGGACCCCCUGUGGAAGGUGCGGCGGAGCCAGAAGUUGGACAUGUCCGUCCGCCUGGAGCUGCAGUCGGCUCUGGACGCUGAGAUCAGAGCGAAGCAGCUGGUCCAGGACGAACUGAGGACACUCAAAGCUGUCCACACCAGCCUGGAGAGUAAGCUGAAGGAGUCUGAGGAGAGGACCAGGGAGAUGGGAGACCAGAUAGAGACCCUCAGGAAGGAGGUGGAGGACAGUCGCUGUCGCUCUGACAAAGGUCUAAAGCUCCAGGACUUCCAGGACUCCAUCUUUGAGUACUUCAACACAUCCCCUCUGGCUCCAGACCUGACCUUCAGAACCACAGAUGCAGACUCCACCCCCCUGAAGUCAGAGACCACGCCCCCCUCGCCCUCCUCUGUGUCCCAACCCGAGGAAGUGAAACCUGGGUCGGUCCCAGCUAGCCCCGCCCUCCCCUACCAGAGCUCAGCGUUGACCACGCCCCUCAAGCCCAAAGCUCAUCAGCUGAGCAUCAAGACGUUCUCCAGCCCCCCUCAGUGCUCCCACUGCACCUCUCUGAUGGUGGGACUCAUCCGCCAGGGAUACGCCUGCGAAGUCUGCUCGUUCAUCUGCCAUGUGUCCUGUAAAGACCACGCCCCCCUGGUCUGUCCAAUCCCAGCAGAGCAGGCCAAGAGGCCACAGGGUGUGGAUGUCCAGAGAGGCAUCGGCACCGCAUACAAGGGCUACGUCAGGGUCCCUAAGCCCAGCGGGGUGAAGAAGGGGUGGCAGAGAGCCUUCGCCGUGGCGUCCGACUGUAAGCUCCUCCUCUACGACGUCCCGGAGGGGAAGUCCACCCAGCCCGGCGUGGCCGCCAGUCUGGUCCUGGACCUCAGGGACGAGGACUUCUCUGUCAGCUCUGUCCUGGCUUCAGAUGUGAUCCACGCCACCAGGAAGGACGUCCCCUGCAUCUUCAGGGUGACGUCGUCCCAGCUGAUGUCUCAACUGUCCUCUGUGUCUCUGCUGGUUCUGGCUGAGACCGAGGCUGAGAAGAAGAAGUGGGUCAGGAUCCUGGAAGGUCUUCAGAACAUCUUGACCCAAAACCGUCUGAAGACCCAACCGGUCCAUGUCCUCCACGAGGCCUACGACUCCUCCCUGCCCAUCAUCAAGACCACGCUGUCUGCCGCACUGCUGGAUCGAGAGAGAAUCGUCCUGGGGACAGAAGAUGGACUCUUUGUCGUGGAUGUCACUAGAGACGUGAUUGUCCGAGCUGCUGACAGUAAGAAGGUCCACCAGAUUGAGCUGGUCCCUGAUCAGAUCGUGGUUGUCCUCUGUGGACGGAACCGUCAAGUCCACCUCCACCCUUGGGGGGUCCUGGACGGAGCCGAGUCCUCCUUCGACGUGAAGCUGGCUGAGACCAAAGGCUGCCAGGCCCUGACCACGGGACUACUCCGGCCCGGGGGCCCCCCCUGCAUCCUGGCCUCCGUCAAACGCCAGGUCUACUGCUACGAGAUCCUCCGGGCCAAACCGUACCAGAAGAAGCUGUGGGAGGUCCAGGCUCCGGGGGUGGUGCAGUGGUUGGGGAUGGUCCGGGACCGGCUUUGUGUGGGUUACCCGUCUGGCUUCGCUCUGCUGGCCCUGCAGGGGGACUCGUCCCCCAUCAGCCUGGUGAACCCGGCAGACCCGUCCCUGGCCUUCCUGGCCCACCAGCCCCUGGACGCCCUGUACGCCCUGGAGGCCGGACCCAGCGAGGUCCUCCUCUGCUUCAGCCAGCUCGGCAUCUACGUGGACGGACAGGGACGCCGGUCCCGGACUCAGGAACUGAUGUGGCCCGCCACUCCUCUGGCUCUGCAGAGCUCUAACUCAUCGCAUCUCAGCGUCUACAGUGAAUACGGAGUGGACGUCUUCGAUAUUCUCACCACUGACUGGGUCCAGACCAUCUCCCUGCGGAAGAUCAGACCUCUGAAUGUUGAAGGGACGUUAAACCUGGUCAACUCAGAACAUCCUCGCCUCCUGUACUUCAGUAACACGUCCUCAGAGGGACAUCUGUCCGUCCCAGAGAAGUCUGACCACAGCAGGAAGUUGAUGGUUCGAACUCGGAGUAAAAGGAAGUUCCUGUUCAAGGUUCCUGAGGAGGAGCGUCUACAGCAGAGGAGGGAGAUGCUGAGGGACCCAGAGCUCCGGUCCAAGAUGAUUUCUAAUCCAACAAACUUCAACCACGUGGCUCAUAUGGGACCAGGAGACGGCAUGCAGGUCCUCAUGGACCUCCCUCUGGGUGGUGAUGUCACCUCCUUUACCUCCUCCCCGUCUCCCUCCCCCUCGUCCUCCUCUUCCCGAAUCCCCCUCAUCUCUCCUCCCUCCAACUUUGAGCACGUCUAUCACAUGACCUUGGCAUCGGCCGGCGCCUUCCUUCAGAAAGAUGCCGCCUCCUCCUCCUCCUCUUCCUCCCAGCAGAGUCUCCUGCAGCCUUCCUCUUCCUCCUCCUCCUCUCCCUCCAUCUCCUCUCUGGGAAGGAGUGUGGUAGCCAAUCAGGAUGACUCCAUCAAGGAUAAGCCCCGCCCCCUGUCCAGCGUCUCCCGGCAACAGAGGAGCAGAAGCCACAUCACCCGCACAGCUUCAGAUUUUGGAGGCGGUGCCGCGUCUGGCACCAUCUGUGAACCAGAGCAGGACCUGGACCGAGAGCCGGACUCGGACUCCACCAAACACUCAACCCCCUCCAACAGCUCCAACCCCAGCAGCCCCCCCAGCCCCAACUCCCCCCACCGCAGUCAGCUGACCCUGGAUGGCCUGGAUGCUGAGCCCUGACUCCACCCCCUUCACCUAUUCAGCCGAGCAAAGUUUAGCAUUUGCUGAAGAUUUUUAUUUUAUUUCGUUCGAUGUUACCUGCUGGUAAGCCCCGCCUCUGAUUUUAACCCCACCCCCUGUUGGUAAGCCCCGCCUCUGAUUUUAACCCACUGCUGGUAAGCCCCGCCUCUGAUUUUAACCCCACCCCCUGCUGGUAGGCCCUGCCCCUGGUUUUUACCCCACCCAUUGCUGACAGCUGCUGUGUGUGACCUUUGACCUUUAUUCUGAUUGGCUCUGUGGGACCAGUCACCUACUUUUCUUCUUCUGUAUUAAGUAACUUCCUCAGCUUUAGCUAGCUGUUAGCUGCCACGCUAACAGACGGGAGGUCUCACUCUGAUGAAAAAACACUGUAUGAAUUAAUUAUAAAGUUUUGUUAAAGUUGCACAUAAUCAUCAUUAUCCUUGUUGCUGUAGGAGAAAAAUGAUCUUUCUGUGUCAGUGAUGAUAUUUCCUGCUGCCCCUCCCCCCCAACACACCUGGCCCCGCCCUCUGCUCAGGUGGAGGCAGUAAUGGGGGGGUUGCACCUGAACACUACUGUUUUGUUUCUUCCAGAUUCACCAGUUAAAGAAUCUUUGUAACAAUAAACUGUUAACAACCAAAAACAAUAAAGAGCCUGAAGAGAG